AUGAAGAUCUCAAUGCUUUUCGGCCUUCCUCUCCUGGCUUUGGCGUCUGCCGUUGCCAUUCCAAACGAAAUGGAGGAGAGAGCUAAAUGCUCACUUACUGCCAAAUGGCGUGAUCAGUGGACUGAAAAGGCGUUGACGAGAUAUCGAGUCAAGUUCUCAACCGUUGGAGUUGAGCCUCAGACCUUUUGCGACUCCUUCUAUAAAGGUACUGCCCAUUGUUUCUCGGCAGUUUCCAACCUCCAGUGCGGGUUCGACAGUGGAGUGGAUGGCGGAAGUUGGCGUGUCGACUUCAGCGCUGGUCAAGGAACUCUCGGCCACAAUCAGUAUGUGAACUGUAUGCAGGAGGCUGCGAAUCAAUGGCGAGCAGAUCAUCCGUGCGAUGUUUUCAGCUCCUGGUAA
Molecule: messenger RNA, 399 nt
Organism: Venustampulla echinocandica
Lineage: Eukaryota; Fungi; Ascomycota; Leotiomycetes; Helotiales; Pleuroascaceae
Exons: 3
Coding region: 1-399 (132 amino acids)
Source: RefSeq, a predicted model, not a curated record